AAUAGCAACUGUUUUUGUGCUAUGUGAAGCACGUUCUGCCUCUCUUUAUAAAGCAAUGUGGGAAAAAAUUAUUUCACUUGCACCUGGUCUGAAUAAAAAUCUGAAAUUUAUUAUGUCGGAUUAUGAGAAAGCAGCGAUAUCAGCAAUGAAUCAGAAAUUUCCAGCAGUUGCUAUCCAUGGUUGCUGGUUUCAUUAUUCACAGGCUCUUGUUAGAAAAUGGCAAAAAUUAGGUUUGGCUGACGCACCUAGUGAAUUAUUAUCUAUGGCAAAAACAAUGGCUUUAGCGCCUAGUGAUUUGUUUGAAGAAUCAUUAAAUAUAAUGGAAAUAUUUUCUAGCAAUUUGACAAAUAAAUAUCCAGCAAUUGCUGAUUUCAUACAGUAUGUUAAAAAUACAUGGUUACCAAUUGCAUCGAAAGUAUCAGUAUAUGGAUGUCCCAACCGUACAAACAAUUUGGUUGAAAGUUUUUACGCAAGUAUUACCAGAAAGCUAGGAUUUACUUCUUCAAAUCUGUGGAAGUUUUUAGAUGAAGUCAGCAACUUUAUAGUUAAUGAGACACUAAAUUAUGAACGUCUUCAGCUUGGUCACUUCUUGAAACGAUUGCAAACAAAACGUCAUUUUUAUUUAAAUAAGAAAAUAGAUCGGAAGACUACUACAAAGUUACAAAUUACUGAAUUUAACAAGGACAUUAUUCGCCUUUGUCUCUGUCUAAAUCUGGGAGGACCGUACGCACAAUCUACCUCACGAUGCGCUUAG
This is a messenger RNA of Wasmannia auropunctata (little fire ant), 754 nucleotides long. RefSeq lists its product as uncharacterized. Bases 56 to 754 code for a protein of 232 amino acids. The record is from RefSeq and is a predicted model, not a curated record. NCBI's taxonomy places the organism in Eukaryota, Metazoa, Arthropoda, Insecta, Hymenoptera, Formicidae. The transcript has 4 exons.